AUGAAUUACCUCGCCCUCACACGCACCCGCGAUGGGCGCCCGAACGUCAGGCAGCAGCGCAUUCUGAGAUAUGACGACUCUGAGCCCCAGAAGCACUCAGAUGUAAAAGCAAGGAUUCAGCUGUUGGCAGCCGCGGAGACCUCGCCGAGCGCCGGGGCGUGGCUGACGUGUCGACGCUCUACGGCGAGAUGGUGGGCGUCGCGAGCGGCCCGUCUGAGAGCGUCUCUCACGCCCACACGCACGCCCACCCUGUCAGCGACCCCCCCACCCCCUCCCGCCCACGCCAACGCCUACACGGAGCCCAACCCACUGGCUGCCCACGGUACCCACGCCACUCACGCCCACGUCGAGCCCGUGCACGCCCACGCUGAGUCGCAGCAGCACACCCACCACGCCCAGUACAUCCAGCAGGAGUACACGCCGCCCGCGCCCCCGCCCGCGCUGGUCGAGAUGCACCACUCCGCUUCCUACCAUCACAUGCCGCCCUCUGCCACCACCGCCGCCCCUACCUACACCCACGCCCACGCCGUGCCCGUCUCCCACACCCAGACGCUGCCCCACCCACGCUCCGGCCACGCGAGGGCACAGCACGCCCACGCGGCCACGCUGCAGAGGAGGAGCAGCCUCUACAUGGACCCCAUGAUCACACCCCUCGCCCCGCCCCCCGCCUACGGCUCCCCUACCACCACCCUCGCUCCAGACAUGAUGGUGGUUGUUCCGAUGGUUGCAGAGACGGUCUGCAUCACGCCCAACGCCCCUCUGCACGCCCACUCGCACGCCCGCGCCAAUCCGCCCGACCAGUAUCCGGCCCAGCCCUUUCCCACCUCCUUCAGUUCGGAUAGGAUGGAGAGUGCCGUGUGAAGUAGGCUGUGAUGAAGGAAGGGAGAACGAGAGGGGAGGGAGGAAGAGGGGAAGUGAGAAAGAGGGAGGGAUGAGGGGAGGAGAAGGGGGGAAUAAACUGUGAAAAUUACACGAGUAGAGAAGUGACGAUGAGAAGUGAUGAUAAGGAAUAAUGAUUUUUAUGAAACUAGAUAAAAAUAAUAAUACGUAUACUUGAAAAGACAUAAAAAAAAAAAAAUAUAUAUAUAUAUAUACUUCCCAUAGGAGUUUUCAAAACCUCCAUAGCCUAGGAUAGAAAAAUGUUGGGAAAAUGAACGAAAUGAAAGCGCCAAUGUUAAAAGAAAGAAUAAGAAAGAAAGAAAGGAGAGAUAAAGAAGAGAAAGAGAUUCUUCUCUUAAAAUCUCCUGCGUCGAAAAUUCUUCGGUGGAAUCAUCGUGUAAUUACUUUCUGAAUAAAAAUAGAAAGAAAAAAAAAUAUAUAUAUAAAAAAAAAUAAAACAUUUGUACUUGUACAGAAUACUUUGGUACUUGUUGUGGAUACCUGUUAAUUAUUCGGUUAACGAACUGAUGAGUUUAUAUCAGUGCCAGAGCGUACUAGUCUUACCAAGGACAAUGUAGGAAUAUGAUUAACAUGAAAAUAAAAUGAAUUUCAAAAUAAACUUGCUUGAUGAUGCAAGCGCAUACAUUUACAUAUGUUUUCAUCUAUCUUGAUUUAUCUGUCGAUAUAUUUAUCUGUGCGUUUAUGCGUCUCUCUGUCUCUGUCUCUGUGUCUCUCUCUCUCUCUUUCUCCUACUCACACACACACAAACAC
Messenger RNA from Penaeus chinensis, 1650 nucleotides. Its product is annotated as E3 ubiquitin-protein ligase Hakai-like. NCBI's taxonomy places the organism in Eukaryota, Metazoa, Arthropoda, Malacostraca, Decapoda, Penaeidae. The transcript has 4 exons. Bases 1 to 861 code for a protein of 286 amino acids. The record is from RefSeq and is a predicted model, not a curated record.